AUGUAUCAUCAGCAGAGUUCAUGUAGUAAAAAUGGUGGAAUGAAAAUUGGCCAAGCUGACUAUAUAGCAUCUUAUCAAUUGUUUAAAACAAGAAGAAGUAUAUUUCCGUCAUCAAGUAAUACAAUGCGAGCUGGUGCAGCUGGAAGACCAAAAACAAAAAAGGCAAAUUGUGUACGACGUCGUAUUGAUACUCUUGCUGAUCGUUAUACAAAUGAUGAAAUAAAUUUGGAAGAAUAUUUAGAAGGUUUAUCAUUUGUUGUUGCUAAAGAUAAAACAAAAAAAAUAAAAAAAUGA
Didymodactylos carnosus is the source of this 294-nucleotide messenger RNA. The record is from the annotation of a GenBank genome assembly. Lineage: Eukaryota; Metazoa; Rotifera; Eurotatoria; Philodinida; Philodinidae.